Iphiclides podalirius (scarce swallowtail) is the source of this 4011-nucleotide messenger RNA. Lineage: Eukaryota; Metazoa; Arthropoda; Insecta; Lepidoptera; Papilionidae. The record is from the annotation of a GenBank genome assembly.
AUGCAUCUUCACUUCGAACGGAAUGUUAACGCGAAGUGCGACUGUACUAUACUGUCGCUGUCUUGGAUGGGGAAGGUCCCCGACGAGCUACCCGAGGAGGAAGGUUGGAAGUUGAACCGCAACAACUACUACCAGGAGGGCUGGCUGGCUACGGGCAACGUGCGUGGAGUGGUCGGAGUGACGUUUACUUCGUCGCACGCGCGGCGGCCGCACGAGUUGCCGCUACGCACCAACUACAACUUACGAGGGCAUAGAUCUGACGUAAUCCUCGUGAAAUGGAACGAGCCGUAUCAGAAGCUGGCGUCCUGCGAUAGCUCUGGGGUCAUCUUCGUAUGGAUCAAGUACGAAGGUCGGUGGAGCAUCGAGCUAAUUAAUGACAGGAGCACCCCUGUCACCCACUUCUCCUGGUCUCAUGAUGGACGAAUGGCCUUGAUUUGUUAUCAGGAUGGCUUCGUGCUGGUGGGUUCGGUGGCGGGCCAGCGCUACUGGUCUUCGAUGCUGUCUUUGGACGCCCGGAUCACCUGUGGCUGCUGGACGCCUGAUGAUGGACAGGUCUACCUCGGCACUGCUUCCGCGCAGUUGGUGGUCAUGGACGUUCACGGAGCUAUGGUCUCGCAGGUGCAACUCGUCGCCGAAGGUGGCAUAACGUCGAUGGCGUGGUCUUGCGAGAAGUUCAAAAUGGAAGAAGGGGAGGAGGGCGCUGAGACGAACAACGGCCACGUGCUCGCCGUGUCCUUGGGGAGUGGGGAGAUAGUACUGCUUCACGGCCACGACGACGUCAGCCCCGUGAGGGUGGCGACCGGCAUCAGGGGAAACACCCUGGCCAUGGAGUGGGCUAAUUCCCGUGAACUGUUAGCGGUCGCGGGAACUCUGAACGCGGAGUCAUGUGAGCCGAUAGACGCGCCUCCCUUCAAGAAUGUGGUCAAAUUCUACUCUGAUACGGGAGUACUCAUAUACACCGUCCCAAUUCCCUACACCCAGGCGCGCGUGACCGCUCUCACGUGGGGGCACGCGGCGCGGCGUCUGUUCGUCGGCGUAGGCGGCGCGGUGUGCACGGCCCGCGUGUGGCGAGUGGUGGCGCCCCUGCAGCUUUUGGCGCGAGUCAGGGCCGCCCAAGCCCUGAGGGAGCCGCGGCUCGUUUCCAAGCUGCCCCUCCCCCCUCGCCUGCAGCCGGCCCUAGCCAGCCUCUUCGCGCACACCAUUCGGUGCAACGUCCCCGAAACGAACGACCUGCGUCGCUUCGUCUCCCGGCCUCCAGCCGCCGGGGGGCGCCUCCACUGCACCAUGUUGCGUCACGACGACGAAGAGGCAGGGGCCUACACUUUGUACCUGGAGCACCUGGGCGGCCUCGUGCCGCUGCUGAAGGGCCGCAGGACCAGCAAGAUACGCCCGGAGUUCGUUAUAUUCGAUCCACAAGCUGAAGAGGGCGCGAAAGCUGGGGUCGUCAGCAGCAGCAGUAGCAGCAGCGGUGCCAGCUUAGGCGGUAGCAUCGGCAGCGGCGCUUUGUCACCGGCACCGCGCACACCGCGCCCGCCCCGCCGCCAGCGCAACCUUCCACCGCACAACUCCUCCUGCUCCUCCGACAGCGAGAGAGAAGACGGUUGCUCCGGAUCUCCCAGACUUCAAAGGCGCCGAAGAGCGCGCGAGAGACGUAAAGCCAGGAAAUCCGGGGAAAAGGAUGACAUACCCGAUGAACUUGCUUAUAUAGACUCAUUACCAGAGGACGUGCGCUUAGUUGAAGUUACAUCGAAUAUUUGGGGGACAAAAUUCAAAAUGCACGGACUGGCUAAGAACGUUCCCGCAAAUCUCGGUCAAGUUACCUACAAGACGUCAUUGUUGCAUUUACAGCCUAGACAAAUGACACUUAUGAUCACUGAAUUAAGAGACGAUUACCCAGUGGGUCCCGAUCCAAACUUCAACCCGAACAUAUUUUCCGAAGACGAAGAUGAGGUCUUUCAGUCUAAUGACUCAAAUUCACCAUCGCACACCAACAACAAUGUUAGGAGGAAACUAACAAUAAACGAAAGAAUAAAUAUAAUAUCGCAAAACGAAACCUACUCGAGUAAUAAUAACAACAAUGCCAAUCCGUCUGUAGCUAGAGCUGAUUCUUACGAUGAAUUUCCGUACAUCGAUACAAAUGAUGCCGCGAAUAAUUCAGCAGAAAGUGUUUACUCCACCCCGGUUAGGCACACAUCACAGGCGGCUGAAAGGAGGAUGAAUAAUACGGCUGGUGUUCCUAAUCGUCACGCUAUAUCUCCACUGCGUUGCGAAAGUUCCGUCCCAACAUUGCAGUCGCCUAAAAACGCUGUUGCACCAACGGACAUCAUCUUUGAGAGACCCUCCCCGCAAACCGUCACGUGCGGAGGUCGCGGCGACUUUUGCGGUGGGAGAGCGGACUACAGCGUGCGCGGUGACAACGUAUCUCUGAAGACGAACAUCUCCAAUAUUGAACAGCAGACGUUCAAUCUGAACCUCAGCAUAGAGCCCAGCAGGCAGGUUACUAUUAAAAAGUGCGACAACCACAUUUCGGACAACUGUUUAUCGAAAUUAAGGAAGAACAUUUGCAGUCGAGGUGAGUCCGCUUCCUACGAAGUGAACACAAGGAUAUUGAAAUCUUUGUGCAACAAGAAUUUCGAGCAUGAGGUGCACCCGGACGCGAUGAGCAGACGCUCGGACAAUUUGAAGAGCCUCCAGAAGAGCGAGGAUUUGAAAUACAUCGACGAGGAGAUGCCCACCGAAGCAACAGUUAAUAAUUUAACCGAGAGGCCCCGAGAAAUCAGGGUUCAGAGGACCACAACGGUAGUGCCCAUCAGCCCCGUGUGCACUAGUGUGCCCGUAUAUGACACAAUGACGCGUAGCUGUAGCGUCGGCUACUUGGACCUAGUCGAUCCGCAGGUUUUACGCGCUCACAGCAUUUCAACGCUCCGCGGCGAGCAGCCGCGACGCCUGUUCCUAGUGAACAACAAGCGACAUCGAAGGCCGAAGCGUAAUUUCCGGACGAACGAUAUCAAGCAAACAGAGACCAGGACGCCGAGCCUGAAGAAGUGCGGGAAGUCGCGCAGCCUCGACUCCGGCGAGCUGUCUAUUACGGUGGAGAAGUUAGCCGCUGCAACAGUACCGGAGAUGAUAACAGUGGCACCAGCACAGAGGAGGGCGGGAGAAUUGUGGGGCGUCGAUCCCACCGGGACUAUCCCGUGUGCACGAGUUGUCGGCUUGGUGUCGCCUUAUGACCGGCGCGACGUGGACGCCGCGUCAUAUGUGUGCGUCGCGUGCAGCACCCGCUCCGCGCCCGCCCCACCCCCCGCGCCGCUCCCCGCCACUACCGACAGCGAUUCCGACUACAGCAAGUAUUAUAGCUCGCUGGAGCAGCUGGCGCUCCGCUUGUUGGCGGCGAAGGGUAGAGGGCGCGCGAGAGCCGGGGAGGCGCGCGAGGUCAGCUCGGCGCCGGCGUCGCCGCGGCCGCAGCGCUCGCAGCCCGCCUCCCCCGCCUGCCCCGCCUCCCCCGCGCACCCCCGCCGACACCGCUACUCCUCCGCUUCACCCAUAAGACAACUAUUGAACUCGCCACUGCUUAACCGAAGACGAAACAAGAAGCCGUCUGAGAGCUCAGAUGAUGAGUACUCCAAUGGCGGCUAUAGCGAAGUCAACAGCAAGAACUACAGAGACUUGGAAAGUUUCCAGAAAGCACAGCUCAGAAACAAGUUGAAGCGCGCCGGCGGGGCGGCUGCAGCGAGCGGCGUGGAACCGCGGCCCAGUCAGCCAUUGCGCCGCCAGCUCGUGAUGCACAACAAGGCGCCGAUGUGGAACGAGAACAGCCAGGUGUACCAGCUGGACUUCGGCGGCCGUGUCACCCAGGAGUCCGCAAAGAACUUCCAGAUCGAGUACCACGGGAAGCAGGUGAUGCAGUUCGGCCGCAUCGAUGGCAACGCCUACACCCUGGACUUCCAAUACCCGUUCUCCGCCCUUCAAGCGUUUGCCGUCGCACUGGCCAACGUCACGCAGCGAUUGAAA